CUGCUCACCCUGUAGAUUCUGUCGUCAGCGAGCUGUCGCAGAAUACGGGCGUUGGGAAAUAAUCGGACUGGUUCUUGGAAUUGUCGAACUCAAGGGAAGUAAAACACAGCGAGACAUUGGAACCAGACGAACAACUCAACGAAAGUCUGUUUUCACACAAUCACGAUCGACACAGGAAGCAAGACAAUUGUGAAAAUGGUUGACAUUCUGAAGAAUAUUGGAAAUAACCUGACACCAAACCAACUCCCACCACCUCAGGUGCUACCCAGUGGUCCUGAAUUGGUGCAAUAUGUGGAAAAUGGUCCUUUGAACCAAAGCAUAGCGAAAAUGCUUACACAGAAUAGUGCCGGAGUACAGGAAAUGCUCAAAGCAAAGUUCAAGUUCCUGGGUGCGACAGAGAUCGUGACUGGUGUAAUCGGCAUGAUCAUUGGAAUAGUGAAAAUGUGCAUUUUGUCAAGUCGAAAUCGCUUCUAUGACUUUGCCCUAGUAAUCGGGACACCCUGGUGGACUGGAGUUCUAUUUGUUACUGCAGGGUCACUUGCUCUAGCUGUUGAGAGAAUACCAACUGUAUCUAUGAUCAGAGGCUGUAUAACAUUUCACAUCAUCAGUGCCAUUUCCUGCUUACCAGCGACAAUAAUAUAUGCCGUAAGCCUUGCAUUUGAACCAUAUUGCUAUUAUUCAGCUUCCUGUUCUCAAUAUGAGGGUGCAAUUGCAUGUUUUGCCAUACUUCUCCUGUUGACACUGCUUAAUGCAGCAAUAUCUAUUGCAGUCUCAAGCUUCAACUGCAAAGCUCUGAACUGUUGUGGCACAACAUCAGUGCCAAUUAUUGUUGUGUACAACAACACAUCUGAACAACUGGUUCCGUUGCAGCAGUUAUAUGCGAACACUCAUCCCUAAAUUGUGACAGCAAUGAAAAAUAUGUGCACUGAAUAAUAGCUUCUGUCGAAAUUCUGAUUAGAACAAAUUACUACAUCUGAGUUUGGUGCAACAUUAUUCUUAUGUGUGUAAAUAUGCAGAAUUUUGUUCAUUUUGUUCCUGUGUUAGUUUCAUGAUGUCACCAAGGCCUCAUGUGCUUCCUAGUCUUGUUUGGUUCAAUCACCCAAAGAGUCAACUACUUACGGUGAGCUACAUUUCUGUAUAGGCAAUGUAAUAUGUGUGGUAGACAGGUGGGAGAAGUAAGAGUCGAUAAAGUGUGGCGCUGAAAAAGGCACAGCAGGUCAGGCAGCAUCUGAGGACCAACAGAGUCAAUAUUUCAGGCAUAAUCCUUCAAUAGGACCAGUCCUGUUAGGCCUGAAACAUUGGCUGUCUUGCCCUCAGAUGCUGCCUAACUAGUUAUGCCUUUUCCACCACCACACUUUAUCAACUAUGACUGUCCGGCAUCUGCAGUCCUCACUAUCUCUGAGGUGAGAGAAGUGGGCAGGCUUCCUACAGUGUAAGGAAUUAGCAAACCAAUUCUAUUGUUCCAAUCACCCAGACAUUUAAUAGCAAUUUAAUUUUAAUAUAUUCAAUUCAAUUUGAUGACUUGCUGUAAUGUCUGCACCAUGCCAAUGUACUAUUUAUAUAAAUACUUGGUUUUCUCUAUCAAGCCUACAAUCAAGCAACCUUCCAUUUCUUUAGUCUACCUCUUAGGAGUGGACCACACAUUAUACACAUCCACAUUCAUUGAAAAUAUAACAAAAAACUGUUUUUUUUUUACUUGCAGACAAACUUGCAUCAAAAGUCAAAACCCAUAGCACAGUGCUAGUCCAACACAUUCAAAAAAAAAAGCAAACUGUUACUCAACCAUAAAAUGUAAACUGCAAGAGGAUCCAAUAACAAAUAGAAUCAAGUCUCUCCAGUAGCCUGGAGAGGAAAGUCAUAAUGUUAAUCAUAAUAUUAAAUUCAAAAAUUGUAAUUGAGACAUUUAUAAAACAGUUCAGAAUAAAGUAAACCAAAAUGUAUUAAAUAAUAAUAUUCACUAAGUUAACUCAAGAUAUCAAUAAAAAUCAUCUAUGCAUUUUAUAAAUGAUGCACAAAAUAAUUUGAACAUGUUAAUAACUAACCAUAAAACCAAUAAACAGACAAAGAUGAACAAAGGGAAUUACAUUUCUUUUGGACUAGUUCAACUCAGAGAUUAUUUUAUUCUGCUAUAGUUCAACAGAUUUGUUAACUUGAGAUUCACCAAUCUCCCUCGUGUUUCACCUUAGCAGGGUACCAUGCUGUAGUCCUGAACAAAGAAUAAUAUGAAAGUGAUAAAGGAAUGGUUUAGAAAUUAAUGCUGUUUUUCAAUCAACUUCAAUCAUAUAUAAUGGGGAUGAUGGAAGAGACUCCUCUGCAAAUUAUGCUUCUAUGACAUGGCCUGGAUUUUCUGAUAUUGCUGUAUUUAGUAAAUGUGCACAUAGAUAAAAUCUCUAUUUUUCAGACUUUGAAAAUACUGAAUGGUGUAACAAUAAACAUACAAUGUAUUUCAUGGCAA
Hemiscyllium ocellatum (epaulette shark) is the source of this 2455-nucleotide messenger RNA. Its product is annotated as membrane-spanning 4-domains subfamily A member 18-like. Gene Ontology annotation, cellular component: membrane. The record is from RefSeq and is a predicted model, not a curated record. The coding region runs from base 196 to 897 and encodes 233 amino acids. Lineage: Eukaryota; Metazoa; Chordata; Chondrichthyes; Orectolobiformes; Hemiscylliidae. The transcript is spliced from 7 exons.